AAUGAUCACUGCUUACAACUCUUUAAUCUUGAAUACCGGCAUGUGCAGAGAAGUUAGAACAAGCAGGAUUAUUGAAUGAUGAUAUCUGCGCCUGUCUGUUUUUUCAGGGACUACUGUAAGAACCAUGCAGGGCUUUGUACACGCGCUUAUCAUCUAGAGCCAACUCGCUGUGUAUGUGGUGACCAUAACGGACAGUGUCCACACUGCAGUAAGUGACAUUGACAGCUAUGGAUUCCAAAGGUCUGCAGACUUUGAUCACAAGAGGUACGAUGAGUUCAUGUCUGAGUACUUGCCUGUGAUGACUCGAAGAGAGAUGAGAUGGAGAAACCAUUUUGGGGAGAAUUCUUCAAUUAAUAAAACCAGAACAUUGAAAAGAUUUUGCAGGAAAGGAAUACCUUCUUCACUUCGACCAAAGGCCUGGCUGUGUCUGAGUGGUGCAGCAGACAGGAUGGAGGCCAACUCUUACCUGUAUCAACAGCUGCUCGCAGGGAGCCAUCCUGCAGAACUGAAGGAAACCGUCUCGUUGGAUAUUCACCGGACGUUCCCAGACAACUUGUACUUCAUGAGUGAGACAGACAGUCGUGGACUUCGUAAACCACUCUACAACAUCCUUUUGGCCAUCGGAACACGUAACAAAACAGUUGGCUACUGCCAGGGUAUGAACUUUGUUGCUGGAUUGCUGCUGAUAGUGAUGAAGGAUGAAGACAAGAGGGAGGAGAAAGUCUUCUGGCUCAUGGAUACCCUCAUUAAUAACAUCCUGCCAGACUACUAUCAUCCUAACAUGUAUGCUGUUAAACUGGACCAAGAAGUGCUGGGUGAACUGGUGAAGUGGAAGUGCCCGGAGUUGGGAAAGCAUUUGGAAGACCUUGGUCUGCACUGGUGUCUUAUUGGGAUGAAGUGGUUCAUCUGCCUCUUUGCUGAUGUCUUACCAACUGAUACUGCCCUACGUAUCUGGGACUGCAUGUUCUGUGAGGGUAUGAAGGUGCUACUGCGUGCGGCACUCGUCCUAGUGCUCAACAACAAGGACAAAAUUCUCAAGUGCACCAACUUUAUGGAGGUGACAGACCUCUUCAAGAACAUAGUGGACAGCAAGGACAGUCUCCACUGCCAUACAUUCCUACAGAGCAUGUUUGAGGAUAUUGGCAGCCUGUCAAUGUCACGGAUCUCCAAACUCAGGAAGGACUGCCAGAGCAGGGUCUAGAAGAUCCCCACAUGUGCUGUAGAAAUACUCGUGUAAGGUCUGGUAAUCAGAAAGCAUCUUUAUUUAAUUUAUGAUGAUCUUACAAAUGAUCUUACAAAUGGAAAUUUCUUUAAAACUUACUUUAUAAUGCAAUCGUAAAUCAUAAACACUGUGCAACAGGAGUUGUUAUAUUAAAAGUGCAUUACUUGAAUGAUGUUUGAGAAGUAUGAUAACAUGUGUCAGUCUGAAACAAAUUAUGAAAUUAGUGAAGAAUUAAGAAAUAACUUAAGAUGCUUUUUGAAUACUGCCCCUUGUCUUUUAGGAGUUUUUGGGACAUAAGACUGCCUUAGAGUAUUUUAUGUUCGUGUUCUAUAUGACAUGUUUCAUAUGUGUACAUAUGAUGGCUGUAGAUGCUAUUUGGCAUUCAAUAAUUCCCUAAGUGAUAUGUGGUUUGAUAUUUUUUAUGAAAUUCUACAUGGUUCAAAAGUUUACGUUGCCGACUGUUUCUUUAUUUUGGCAAUCAUUUAGUCCCUGUAUUGGUGAUGAUGCUUUUUCUGUUUUACAGUGAAGACAAAAUUACUGUAUAAUGGUUUAAAUUUGGUAUUAGUGGUUAUGGAUAUAUAUGAUUUUUUUAAAACAUUGUCUUGCCUAUAUAGUUACUGCAUUUAUGAAGUGUAAUUAGGCAUGUUUUUUUAAGUUUCUUCAAAAUGUCUAGCUUUGUCCAUACAUGUUCAAAGUUGUUGUUUUCAUUAGCAUAGUUUUACAAACUUACAAUGUACUAAGACAUUCAAUGGACUUCAAAGCUACACAUAUAUAUUUUAAAAUGUACAAUUCAGAAACAAGAUUGUAUAAGUUGAAUCAUUAAACAUGCAUUUGUCUUUAGUAAUAGGUUAUAGUUUAAAUGUUUAAGUAUUUUGUUAAUAUACAUACCAAUGCAGUAUUAAUUUGCUUUAGUCCAAACUCGAGAUUAAUGUAAGAUUGUCUUCUCUACAGUCACAUGAUGUAUUAAUUGUUAAUACAAUGUGUUACAGACCAAAAGUGUAUACCUUUUUAUGUCCCCCAGUCUAUACUAGGGGACAUAUUGUUUUUGCCCUGUCUGUUGGUUUGUUGGUUUGCGUCAAACAUUAACAUUGGCCAUAACUUUUGCAAUAUUGAAGAUAGCAACUGGAUAUUUGGCAUGCAUAUGUAUCUCAUGGAGCUGCACAUUUUGAGUGGUGAAAGGUCAACGUCAUCCUUCAUGGUCAAGGUCAAAGGUCAAAUUUUGCAACAUUGAAGAUAGCAUCUUGAUAUUUGGCAUGCAUGUGUAUCUCAUGGAGCUGCACAUUUUGAGUGGUGAAAGGUCAAGGUCAAGUCAUCCUUCAAGGUCAAAUAUCAAAUUCAAAGAUCAAAUAUAUGGGGGGACAUAGUGUUUUACAAACACAUCUUGUUAUUAAUGAUAUUUUGAAUUUUUGAAAUUAAGUUGUUGUUUGUUUAAAAUUUUCGAGGUGAACUUUUUGUUGAUGAUAUAAUAUAAGCAAUAAACUGAGUUCAAUAGGUAAAAAUGGUUUUUAUUGUAGACAUCUUUUUAGUUUCUUUAUGGAUGAGUAGAUUUUUACGUAUUUUUUAUUGUUAUAAGGGCUAUUGAAUUAUGUGUAAUAUUAUGUUGUAAUGAAUACUCUUUUUUGUGCAAUUUGUUCAACAGGGUGUAUUGUUUUUGGUGUUAUGUGUUUUAAAUAUAAGUGCCAUCAUGUGUAUUUUGAGCUUUGUUGAUCAACCAUCCUCAAUGAAUUAUGUAUUUUUGUAUAAUUUUUUUUUUGUUUUAAUGUUUUAUUUUAUUGAAUUUCUUAAUUUCUCACAUAAAUCCAAGAUAGAAGAACAAAUAUUUCACCAGCAUCAAAAGUAAAGAAAAUAAGUAGCUCUUGUCAGGGUUGAAACUUUUGGCAUCAGGAUCAAAAUGCUUGUGUCUUAACUGUUUGGCCAUCUUAACAGGUAUUAUUCCUGUAACCUCAUUUACAACUUGUUUGUCUGGAAUUUUAACAAAAAAUUUCACAAUAGCUGGAUAAAUGUUUUUGAUUUUAUCUUAUUGCUGUUUCUGAAAACAGUCCCUUUAAUCUUUAUGAUCCUUAUUUAUAUCAUAUACAUUUAAAACCAUACUCUGUGUUUUAUAUAUUAUUGAAGUCAUUUGAUUUUUAUUGGUCAACAUAUUAUUUUAUUAUUUUAUUCUUUUACAUUUACCUUUCAGACGAUUAAUUCCAAUUCAAUGCUCAAUGAUAUAUGUGCAAGUUUAUUUUGUGUAAGAUUUUCUUGCAUUGUCAUACAUUACACAGUGUAGCAACUGACACUAGGAAACUCAAACUACUCAUUUCAAAAGUUUUUAUUAUAGUCUAUGAAAUCAGUCAAAAUAUUUUCAGUCUUAAUAUAUUUAUCUGAAUUGCAAUGUUAAUUAUGUAUCGUAUUUGCAAGUUAACUUGUUGUUAUCAUGUCUUUUACAUAGAAUGUAAGCCAAUUUUAUCAUAAAAUUGAUGUAUUUUUAUUUCAUGCUAGGCAGUAAAUACGUGGAGAAUACCAGCGAAUAAUAAGCUGAUAACCUUACUCAAGCUUGAGUGAAAUGAUAAAGUUUUACCAUUUAACUCUGCAUUGGUGCGAAGUUUUUAGGGAAGAUUUUUGAUUUUAGGGAAGAUUUUUGAGAGAAAAAACACUCAAUUUAACAGCAUGUUAAAAAACUUAUCAACAAUGUAACAUUCAAUGUAUUUAACAAUUGCAAACUAAUUCUAAAAUUCAAAUAUUUUAUAUUACCACUGAUGAAAUGAUGAUACAAUCUUACUCUAAAAUCAACAAAUAUCAUUUUAUAUUGAUGGGUGAAGUGCAAUAUACUACUUGAUUUAACUAUGAAUAUUAUUGCUUAAAUUAAUAUAGUUUCAAUUAAAUCUAAUACAUUAUUAUUACUCAGAAAUAUCAGAGAAAUUAAGUCAAGGAAAUAUUGCGACAUUGUACUAUGGAAUAGAUGGCCACCCUUAGUUAGUAAGUCAGUUUUUGUGUUUCAACAAACAUGUUUUUAUUUUGUAUUUUUUCCAUUUUAUCAAUGUUUUAUGUCUACUGAACUGGUUGGUAAAGAUCAUAACCUUGACACAAAAAUGAUAAACAGAACAGACAAAGCAUGAUUUGUACAUGAUUCUGAGGUACCAACAGUCACAAAUAUCAACAUAUUAUUAAGUUUUAUCACGUACCUAUACAGGUCCAUGUUUUUACUCAUUAACAAAUGAUUGGGCAUUUAAGUGUUCUUGAAAUUAAGGUUCCAUCGAUCAUUGUCGGCUCUGGUACUACAUGUACUUAAAUGUACCCCGGGUACUCUUAAGUAUAAUUAAAUAUACCAACACGUACUCGGCCAAUUUAGACUGUACCCAAGUUGUAUUCCCUCCAAAAAUCCGAUGUCCUAAAACGCGCUCAGGAAUAAGCAACAGAAUUCAUUUCGAAAAAACCUGUCUCAACAUCCUUUUUGUAGUAUGAGUUUUGAUAGUAUAGAGGUCAUUGUACAAAAUAUUGACAUAAAUAUGACCAUAAUUAUUUUGGGGGAAAAGCCGACAACGACCAAUUUAGCUUAAGAAUUCCCGGGUACGUUUUAUUAUAUUUACCGUACCUGGGGUACGUUUACAUAUACUUAAGAGAACAUGGGGUAAAUUUAAGAAGUACUCAAGCUGAUAAUGACCAAUCAAGCGAAAUUAAGGGUGUUUUAUUACCAACAUGCUUUUUGGUUGUAUAUACAUGUACAAAUUGUUAACAACAUAUUAAUAACUAUUGUUAUUACUGAAAAUUUGCCAUGUGUUAAAUAUAAGUUAUUAGAAUUACCCGUACCAUUAUUAUGUGCAAUAUAGUUUGAAUCGUCCAGUAUGUUUAACUCAACUGUGUGCUAAUUAUUGUAUUAUUUUGCAUUACUUUAUUUUGCUGUGCUUUAUUGUGAUAUUAAUAUUACUUAAUUGUAUUGAUUGUAUUGCUGUUGUUUUCUUGCAUAAAGUCCAUUCAAUGUAUAAGUAUGCAAAAAGUGUAAUGUUGCCAUUUUGAGAUUGAUUUUAACUCUCAUAUCAUACAUCAGUUUGUUUUGCUUUUGUCUGGCUACGGAUUAUUCAAAGUAUUGAUUGGAUAGUAUACAAAUAUGACUGUACAAACUUAAAACAUAAAAGUGAUACCAUGCAAUGCACAAUAACAUGUAUGAACCUACAACUUUCGCGUUCCCUUGAUUUUGUACAGCUAUGAAACAGGUAAUUUUGAUAUUUGUUUAAUCUUUUUCUUGGGAAGUGUAAGAACAAGCCUAUGCCAACAAACUUUUGAUAAUUCGUGUACGUACAGUUUUUAAGUUUAGAAUUCAAUAAUGUUAUCAGCUCAUCUGCUCCUUUCCUGCCAAAGCCAAGGAUUUAACUGGAGACCUGUUGUUGGGUCCAUAUGUAUUUUUUUAGUUGUUGAUUAAAUGUCUGUUUGUUUUUUGUUAUAUGCGUUGCUAAGUUUGAUUUUUAUAAUAAAAGGUAAAAUUUU
Messenger RNA from Dreissena polymorpha, 5686 nucleotides. RefSeq names its product growth hormone-regulated TBC protein 1-A-like. The transcript is spliced from 10 exons. Lineage: Eukaryota; Metazoa; Mollusca; Bivalvia; Myida; Dreissenidae. The coding region runs from base 278 to 1201 and encodes 307 amino acids. The record is from RefSeq and is a predicted model, not a curated record.